AUGGCAGUACAUCAGGACAGCGAAGAGGAUUGGGAGAAAACUGGCCAGCCUAACUGGCGAGGCCUUGGUCUAACAGACCCCAUUAAGAAUGUUGAGGACAAGUGGCUGCUGUUGCCGGCAUUCUUGAAGGUGAAGGGUCUGGUCAAGCAGCAUAUCGAUUCCUUCAAUUACUUCGUGGACGUGGACAUCAAGAACAUCCUGAAGGCAAACAACAAGGUGACUUCAGAUGUCGACCCGCGCUUCUGGCUCAAAUACACCGACAUUGCCGUAGGCUUUCCAGACCGAACAGAUGCUGACGCAAUCGACAAAAGCGUUACGCCUCACGAAUGUCGUCUGAGGGACACGACGUACAGCGCGCCGAUUCUGGUGACCAUCCAGUAUACGCGCGGAAAGAAUGUCGUGCGUCGAGCCAACGUCAACAUUGGUAGACUGCCCAUCAUGCUCCGGAGCAAUAAGUGCGUAUUGACUGGAAGAAAUGAGGCGCAGCUGGCCCGAAUGACCGAAUGUCCUCUCGACCCAGGCGGGUACUUCAUCGUGAAGGGAACAGAGAAGGUUAUUCUUGUCCAAGAGCAGUUGAGCAAGAACCGUAUCAUCGUGGAGAUAGAUCCGACAAAGGGCGUCGUCCAGGCUUCCUGUACAUCAUCGACUCACGGAGGCUUGAAGUCGAAGACGUACGUUGCAACGAAGAAGGGGAAAAUAUACUUGCGCCACAAUUCAAUACAUGAAGACGUCCCCAUUGUCAUCGCGCUUAAGGCGCUAGGAAUUCAAUCGGAUAAGGAGAUACUUCUGCUUACUGCAGGCAAUCACGAGGCGUACAAGUCGGCUUUCUCUCCGAAUCUAGAGGAAGCUGCCAAGUUGGGCAUCCUCACACGCCAUCAGGCUCUGGAGUACAUCGGCUCACGCGUCAAGGUGAACCGUAGGGUGAUGGGUCCCAGGAGGCCCGCUUGGGAAGAGGCUUUGGAGGCACUUGCGACAAUCGUGCUAGCGCAUGUUCCUGUACGUGGUCUUGACUUCCGUUCCAAGGCUAUCUUCGUCGCAACCAUGACAAGACGGGUCUUGAUGGCGAUGGAUGACGAGAAGAUGGUUGAUGAUAGGGAUUAUGUCGGAAACAAGCGUCUGGAGCUGGCGGGACAACUUCUAGCCUUGCUGUUUGAGGACCUCUUCAAGACUUUCAACGCCAAUCUUAAAUCAGCAAUCGAUAAGGUCCUCAAGAAGCCAUCUCGGACUAGCGAGUUUGACGCGUUUAAUACAAUGCAGUUUCAAGGGGACCAUAUCACUUCAGGGUUCGCGCGCGCUAUCUCCACUGGAAAUUGGUCGCUUAAGCGAUUCAAGAUGGACCGCGCAGGGGUCACGCACGUCCUAAGCAGGCUAUCGUUCAUCUCCGCCCUCGGCAUGAUGACGCGCAUUUCCUCGCAGUUUGAGAAAACGCGCAAGGUCAGCGGUCCGCGAGCGCUUCAGCCUAGUCAAUGGGGUAUGCUUUGUCCUAGCGAUACCCCCGAGGGUGAAGCAUGUGGAUUGGUCAAGAAUCUCGCGUUGAUGACGCACAUCACCACGGAUGUGGAAGAAGAGCCAAUCAUUCGGAUAGCUUUCAUGCUCGGCGUUGAAGAUAUUAGCCUCGUUACUGGGGCAGAAAUCUACAGCCCUAACACAUUCGUCGUGAACGUUAAUGGCACAAUCAUCGGGCUCACACGCUAUCCGACCCGGUUCGUUCAGAACUUCCGCAAACUGCGGAGAGCUGGGCGCUUUAGCGAAUUCGUGAGCGUCUACAUCAAUCACCACCAUCGGACGGUGCUUAUUGCAAGCGACGGUGGGCGGAUCUGUCGACCCAUAAUCAUCGUUGAGAAUGGGCAGCCUCGGAUUACUUCGGAUCAUAUACUGCAAUUAAAGAAGGGCCUUCUUACGUUUGAUGAUUUCCUUCGCAAGGGUCUGGUCGAGUACCUUGACGUCAAUGAGGAGAAUGACUCCUACAUAGCGCUGUAUGAGCGCGAUAUCGUCUUAAGCACAACACAUUUGGAAAUCGAGCCCUUCACACUGCUUGGUGCGGUGGCAGGCUUGAUCCCUUAUCCGCACCACAAUCAGUCCCCGCGUAACACCUAUCAAUGCGCCAUGGGUAAGCAAGCAAUUGGGGCGAUUGGCUACAACCAGCUCAACAGGAUUGAUACGCUGCUGUACCUGUCGGUCUAUCCACAGCAGCCGAUGGUGAAGACAAAAACAAUCGAGCUCAUUGGCUAUGAUCGCCUGCCUGCAGGACAGAAUGCAACGGUGGCGGUCAUGAGCUACUCAGGGUACGAUAUUGAGGAUGCCCUCAUUUUAAACAAGGCUAGCUUGGAUCGUGGCUACGGGAGAUGUCAGGUGCUCCGCAAGAACGCGACGCUCAUUCGCAAGUACCCCAACGGAACAUUCGACCGCCUGGCUGAUGCUCCGGUCGAUGACAAUGGCAACAUCGCAAAGAAGUUCGACAUCAUCCAAGUGGACGGCCUCGCCGGUGUAGGGGAACGUGUCGACCCGGGCGAUGUCUAUAUCAACAAGCAGACACCUACUAAUGCCAACGACAACACUUUCACCGGCCAGGCAGCGACAGUGCCAUACAAGAAUGCCCCCAUGACCUACAAAUCGCCGGUCGCGGGGUACAUCGACAAGGUUAUGAUUAGUGACACGGAAAAUGAUCAGACGCUACUUAAAGUGCUGAUCCGUCAGACGCGGCGGCCGGAACUGGGCGACAAGUUCUCAUCUCGGCACGGGCAGAAGGGAGUCUGCGGUCUGAUCGUCAAUCAGGAGGAUAUGCCGUUUAACGAUCAAGGCAUCGUGCCUGACACUAUCAUGAACCCUCACGGUUUCCCCUCGCGUAUGACAGUCGGUAAAAUGAUAGAGCUGCUGGCUGGCAAGGCAGGGGUACUAGCCGGCAAGCUGCAGUAUGGUACGGCAUUCGGCGGGUCCAAAGUUGAAGACAUGUCUCGAAUUUUGAUUGAAAAUGGAUUCAGUUAUGCUGGCAAAGAUAUGUUAACAAGCGGAAUCACUGGAGAGCCACUAGAAGCAUACGUGUACUUUGGUCCCAUCUAUUAUCAGAAACUGAAACACAUGGUCAUGGACAAGAUGCAUGCGCGUGCAAGAGGCCCACGAGCGACCCUGACGCGGCAGCCCACAGAAGGACGCUCAAGAGAAGGUGGCUUGCGGCUCGGCGAGAUGGAGCGCGACUGUCUCAUUGGCUACGGCGCAACGCAGCUCUUAUUGGAGCGUCUCAUGAUCUCCUCUGACAAGUUUGAAGUCAACGCCUGUCAAGAAUGCGGCCUCAUGGGCUACAAUGGCUGGUGCACGUACUGCCAGAGCUCGAAAAAGAUGGCGCAGCUCACCAUCCCCUACGCUGCGAAGCUGCUGUUCCAAGAGUUGAUGGCUAUGAACGUUGUGCCACGCCUUGUACUGGAUGAUGCUUAA
Molecule: messenger RNA, 3432 nt
Organism: Laetiporus sulphureus 93-53
Lineage: Eukaryota; Fungi; Basidiomycota; Agaricomycetes; Polyporales; Laetiporaceae
Product: beta and beta-prime subunits of DNA dependent RNA-polymerase
Exons: 15
Coding region: 1-3432 (1143 amino acids)
Biological process (GO): DNA-templated transcription
Cellular component (GO): RNA polymerase III complex
Molecular function (GO): DNA-directed RNA polymerase activity; ribonucleoside binding; DNA binding
Source: RefSeq, a predicted model, not a curated record